Molecule: messenger RNA, 2651 nt
Organism: Myripristis murdjan (pinecone soldierfish)
Lineage: Eukaryota; Metazoa; Chordata; Actinopteri; Holocentriformes; Holocentridae
Gene: bnip3la
Product: BCL2 interacting protein 3 like a
Exons: 6
Coding region: 49-762 (237 amino acids)
Biological process (GO): positive regulation of apoptotic process; mitochondrial outer membrane permeabilization; defense response to virus
Cellular component (GO): mitochondrial outer membrane; mitochondrial envelope; nuclear envelope
Source: RefSeq, a predicted model, not a curated record
AGUUUGUCUGCGUGUCAUGUUGAUGAAUGCUAAAAUAGGGUAGUCAACAUGUCUACCGCCGCUGCUCAACAAAACAAUAACGAUGAACCCGGGCUUCACGGCUCUUGGGUGGAAUUAGAGAUGAACGGGAACACAGGAGCCCAGGGCAUGCAGACCAACCCAUCAGUGACACCCGCUGCAGACCAAAUAAAUGCAAAUGCCGGGAGGAGUCAAAAUCUACAGCCUAUGGAAGUGGUGCCGGAGGAGAUAGAUGAGAGCCUGGUCGGGGGGUUAGAACAUGUGCCCUCGUCCUCGUCCAUCCAUAAUGGAGACAUGGAAAAGAUCCUCCUGGAUGCACAGCAUGAAUCCAGCCAGAGCAGCUCCUCAUGUGAUAGUCCCCACAGGCCACCAAGUCCGGAUCAGGAUGAGGGGCAGAUAACCUUUGAUGUAGAGAUGUCAAGCACAAGAGGCAGCCAGUCAGAGGAAGACGGCCCAGAGAAGGACAGAGAGGAAGAUAUCCUGAUGAACAAGGGAGUAGACUGGGUUGCUGAUUGGUCCAGCAGACCUGAAAACAUUCCUCCAAAGGAAUUCCACUUUAGGCACCCCCGACGUUCAGUAUCUCUUAGUAUGAGAAAGAGCGGCGUUAUGAAGAAAGGUGGCGUCUUCUCCGCAGAAUUCCUCAAAGUCUUCAUCCCUUCCUUACUUAUCUCACACAUUCUCGCUCUUGGCCUUGGGGUGUACAUCGGGAAGAGAAUUGCCACAGCCUCCACCAGCUCUUACUAAAUACAAAAUGAAGCAGUGCCUGGAUGUUGUGAUCUCCUGUCUGCACCUCGUUCAAACAUCCUCCUGUACUCAAGCCUCCUCUCUUCCUCCGCCUCUAUUGUACGCCUACGUUUCCCUCCUGAUCUGCAUUGAAUUCUGUCACAUUCUAGAUUUAGUUAUAGGACACAUUACAUAAUGUGGUUGCACUCCUUUACAUCCUGACACAGAGCAGUAUUGCUUCCAACAGUUGUCACCAACAUGAAUCCAGUAGAUAACAGACCCUGCCUGAGCAUAUUAGAGAAUAUUCGUCAUCCUACUCAAAAAAAAAAAAAAAAAAGAAGUGACUUGGACUUGAUGUCAGAUGGCUUCAGGGUGUGGGAUUUUCUCUGAAAUUUCUAUACUCAUGUUUUUGACAGAGAUGUUAUGUCAUAGGAAAUCUGGCCUUCUCCCAAGAUGCAUCUCUCCACUGGUGUCCCAAUGGGUAGACUGCUUGAACCAAAAAUAUGCGCCAUGUCUGUGUAACAAAACAAUUUAUUUGGCUCUGGGAGUAGAAGGGAUUUUUUUUUUUUUUUUUUUUUUAUUACCUUAACUUUUUGAGCUUAAUAUUCAUGGCGCAGUUACCGGGAGAAAAAAAAUGCUGCACUGUGGGAUUAGUUUUUAAAUUCCGCACAUUUUUCCUGGACGUUGUAUCAUAUUGACUGUCUGUGGUUUGUUUUUAAAGCUUUGUUUUACUGAGGGCUGGGAAGCUUCAGUGUUGAUCCAGUUUCCGAUAGAGUGUGUGGAUAUUUGAAUAGAUUAUGAGAGUGGAACUUAGACUGGAUGACAAUAUACCAGGCCAUAUGCUAGUUUUCUUUUUGCCUACAUAUCGUUUUCAUUAACACAGAAUACAGCAGUGAUGGCAAAGUGCCAAAUUUGUAUAUCUUUCACCUCUGCACAUUGGUGAUUUAUCUUUUUUUUCUGACAUGCUGAAAUAUUUAAAUAGAUGUGAAAAUACUCCAAGCUGUGACCCACCCACAUGGAUACCUUUUGACACUGUAUAAUUUGUUUAUACAUUGUUAUUUGAUUUUCAUGGAUAGUAUAUCUUAUGCAUUGUGGCAGUGUAAGUAAUGAUUUUUUUUUUUUUUUUUUUGCAUUUUGUUGAACAGCUGCCAUAUGAUAGUUGCUGAACUGGCAGUGGUAGAAACCACCAGAGGGAAAGACAUUUCCAGAGGCCUCAUCACUCAGCGUUAACCCGAUUGUAUUGUAGGUUUCACUGCACAAUCAUUUCAAAUAGUAUGAUACCAAUAAAUAUAAGAAAAUAGAACUCAUAGAGUAAGGAUAGAGGUAGAUAUUAGCUUUACUUUUUGAUAUAUCAGAAAAUCAAAGUAAAUCCCCAAGUUUGACAUGAUUUUAACUUUUAAAAAUCACAAGUCUGGAUUGGAUUUAUAGUAAGUACAACAUUUGUGUUUAAGAAACUCCAGCAUGAGGCAAUAGCUCUGCACCUCUAUCAUUGAUUUGGUUGGCUGUGGAGAGAGCGAUGGGUAUGGCAAAAAAAAAAAAAAAAAAAGGGGGGGGGGGGGUAUGAUGAAGUCUUGGCUGCCUCUAAUCCCGACUGUUUGCAUGCCUUUCAACUUGAAACUAGCACAUUUUUAGGCUAACUAGACUCAUUGUGUUGCAUCUGAGCAGUCAGGUUUAUCCUUCUGAUCAUAUGUGCAUUGCUGUUGCAACUUUUUUUUUUUUUUUAACCAAUAGACCAAACAUUGUUUGAUCAUAUGAAGGGCAGGGCCCUCUGAAAUGUCAAGUAUUAAUCAAGUAUUAUCUCAUUCAAGCAGUGAUAAAAUAAGUAGCAAGGACUGAAGGGUGUGUUCAAAUUGCUAGAUUUGUUGUCAUCGUAUUGAAAAACUAACAUUAAAAUGUGAAAUUGCUCACAA